AUGAACCUCCCCCCAACCUGCAAUGUUGGAGCAAUUGUGGGUACUAAAUCGUCAUGGUCGCGAUCAAGAAGAAAAAUCAAAACCGCGUUGCUGGUGGCUACUAGAUCGACCAUGGUCAAUCAGCCCAAUCUCUAUCUCAGCAAAGAGAACCAAGAAAACGUUUGUGAAAUGCUUGCAAUAGUUUUAUGGCUGGGAAAUGUAACAUUUUCACUUGUUGAUGAUGAAAACCAUGUGGUUGAUGAAGCUCUUCAAAUUGUUGCUAAAUUGCUUGGGUGUCGGAUUGAGCAACUACAGCUUGCUUUGUCCUCUAGGGAAAUGCAAGUUCGUGGUGAAAAAUUUAUUAAAAAGCUAACCCUAUCCCAGUGGAACAAAUCAACAAGUCACUUUCUACAUGGAAACACAUGUCAGGGAGAUAAAUUAGUAUUCUUGACAUCUAUGGAUUCGAGUCAUUUGGUGCUCAUCACUUUUGCUGAGGAACUUUCUGAUAGUUGGAAUGAAGAUCCAUAUAUGCUAUCUAUUAAAGCAUUUGAUCACCCCUUUGUUUUCCCAGGCCCAAAUGUCAAAAAGCAAAACGGUGAGGCCAAUGGGUCCCCUAUUUCUGCAGUUACAAGUCCUGAUUUUGUCAACGGUGUUGUACCAUGGAGCUGUAAGGGAAGAUUCUAUUAA
Molecule: messenger RNA, 666 nt
Organism: Lactuca saligna
Lineage: Eukaryota; Viridiplantae; Streptophyta; Magnoliopsida; Asterales; Asteraceae
Source: the annotation of a GenBank genome assembly